GAUCCCAGUACUCGGCAAACUGUUAUUCUACACCACGUCUCUCCCAGUAGACGAGAGUGUGCUCGCAAGUUCUCAAAGCGACGUACCUGACUAUCUAUAUACUACCCCCAGUCGCAAAGCUUACCCAAGUCAAAGAGAAAGGUCUCGUCGUCACUGCCGCCUGGUUCAUGCCGACCCUCCUGGGAUCUUGCUUGCCAAUUCGAUAAAUUACGAUCAAAUAUUACUUGCCGUUCAUGGUGCUUUUGAAGGUCAGCGUGCUUCUUCGAACGUGUCGGUUGAUAAUAUACUAUUGAGUGCAGAUGGAAGCAGGGGAGUUUUAAUCGAUUUCGAGCAUAUUAAGCGAUUCAACGAAUCUGCCCUCUCUGGCCCUCCUAGAAGCAGGUCAAAUUAUGAGCCGAUCGGCCAUAGCUAUUCUAUGUCACUGGAGGUCGAAAGGGCUCGCUACAUGUUUAUUCCUGAACCCAAAUAUGAUCUUGAUAAGGAAUAUUGUCCACCACCUACCCCUCCACCAUGGUUCCGAAACCCCCUUCACGAUGUCGAGUCCAUAUGGUGGAUCUUGGUUUGGGCAACACUACAUUUUAUAGAAACUGGGAUCCUGGAUGAAUAUAGAGAA
Molecule: messenger RNA, 613 nt
Organism: Acaulospora colombiana
Lineage: Eukaryota; Fungi; Glomeromycota; Glomeromycetes; Diversisporales; Acaulosporaceae
Source: the annotation of a GenBank genome assembly